AUGAAUGGACCACUUUUCAUAUGGAACAAUAUUAAAGUACAUUGUAUAAGGAAUAUUGAGACAGAUGCCGAAUGGACACGAAUACUGCAGGAUUCAAAUGAAAUGGUGAAAAAAAAAACAAGAGGAGUUACUAAAGGAAACAUUCCAAAAUCUCCAAAUUUAAAGACUAUUUUGCACUUACAAAAUGAAGCCCCAAGCGAUACAACGGCCGAAACCAAUUGUAAGUCAUUACGCCUGGCAGCAGUGAUCGAGAGUAAACGAGGACUAUCAGUAUGGAAUAUUUCAUUGAAUGAUCACCCACCCGGAAGGGCAAAAGAUGGAAUAAAGAAAG
Molecule: messenger RNA, 331 nt
Organism: Funneliformis mosseae
Lineage: Eukaryota; Fungi; Glomeromycota; Glomeromycetes; Glomerales; Glomeraceae
Source: the annotation of a GenBank genome assembly